Molecule: messenger RNA, 1578 nt
Organism: Paramecium tetraurelia
Lineage: Eukaryota; Ciliophora; Oligohymenophorea; Peniculida; Parameciidae
Exons: 4
Source: RefSeq, a predicted model, not a curated record
AUGGAACAACUGCUCGAACAAUAUAAGGAAUUAGAGAAACGCAAUACCGAGGAAUUAGAACAUGAUUAAUCAAUCACUCAUUUGCUCUACAUCGAGGGAUUCAAGUGGGAUGAUUUGGAUAAAAUAAAGAAGAUCAAUAAAAUAUCGCAAUCUAAAAUAGAGAAAAGAAUUACUUUGGUUCAAGAUGUAAGAGUCUCCAUUAUGUAGUUCGGUACAUUAAGGAAAGAUGCAGAACCAUAUGCAAGGACCAAUGAACAUUUUUAAAGUUUAGUCAAAGAUAUUGAUAUGCAUAUCAAUUGCAUUAUGUUCGAAAUAGACAAAUUAGAAUAAUUAAAAUAGAAAUCAUAAAGAUUCUUAAGACUUCAAAGUUAACCUAAUAUCAAACCAGAAACUGCUCCUACUGAUGCCAUGGCUUAGACAGGAGGGUUGUUAUCAAGCACCAGUGAUGGUCAAACAAGAAUGUAUCAGAGUAGCUUUUAGUUUUACCGAGCUUAAAGGGAUCAAUAGAUUUAAUCGCAUAAUUAAAAGUGGAUAGAAAAAUAAUAUACAAUUCAGAAAAAGCUGAUUGAGAGUGAAAAGGACUUUUAGAAAUUUAGAUACGAAAUUGAUUCCAAAUAAAAAAAGGCAGAGAUGAACCUCUAAGAAUUCUAACUAUGGCAAUAAAGAGUGUUGAAGGAACAAGAGGAGGGCAAUUCAAAAAGACUUUAAUUGCAUAAAGAGAGAGUGCUAAAGGAUUAAGUCUAAAGAUAGGCUGUUUUAGAAUAGAAAAUGUCCAGAAAGGAAUUACAAUUAUAAAAACAGAUGUCAUUAUUGAAGGAUUUCCAUGAAGUAUAGAAGUAAUAGAAAGAAGUACACUUUCUGAAGAUCAUACAAAAAUCAAUGACAGCGUUAAAUGACAAGGACAAGUUUAAUUAACAUCAAAAAGAGUUAAAUGAAAAGAAAGAAUAGCAAAAUUAGCAUAAGUUGAAGUACAUCGAAGAAUCAAAGGAAUGGACUAAGUAAUAGUUGCAGAGAUCGAACGAAUUAAAAUAAAAAAAGAUCGAUAGAGCUAACUAAAUUCUAGUUUCUUAAGAUCUUUAAAGAAGAGAAAAAUUUGAAAGUAAAGAAAAGAAAAAGCUGGCUUAUAUGGAUAAAUAUAAGUAGAUGUUUGAGGAAUACUAGAAUCACAUCAACAAAGAGAAGGAGGGCAAAAUUCAUCAAUUUUAAAUUAAUAAAGCAAUAGAAGAUGCCAGCAGAGAACAAUUAAUUAAAUAUCAAUUUGAAAGAAAAUCUCAGAGCUAAGCUGAGGCCUAGAGAUUGAGGGACAGAAGAAUAAGAAUUUAUUAGGAAGAGAAAGCUGGGGAAUAAUUGAUGAAGCAGAUAGAAAUCAAUUAAAGAUUAAAUCAAAUAUAAUCUGAAUUAGAAAUGAAAAGGAGAAUGCAGGAACUUAUGGAAGAGGAGUAAAAGCAAAGAAAAUUAAUGAUAGAGAAUGAUGAGAGACAAACCAUUAAGGAAAGAGAAAAAAUGGCCAGAAAGUUGGAGAUGGAAAAAGAACAGAAAGACAAGGAGAUGAAGAAACUCAAAUAUUCCAAGUUUUGA